Oryza sativa Japonica Group (Japanese rice) is the source of this 2968-nucleotide messenger RNA. RefSeq lists its product as uncharacterized. NCBI's taxonomy places the organism in Eukaryota, Viridiplantae, Streptophyta, Magnoliopsida, Poales, Poaceae. The record is from RefSeq and is a predicted model, not a curated record.
CGUCUCUCCACUCUCCACUCCGACCACCACGGCAACCACCGCCGUCCACCGCGCGAGCAGGCCUCCGCCGCCGCCGCGGACGAACGAUCCAGGCGAGGCCAUGCCGGCGCAAGGUGGUCCGGGGGAAUGGCGUUGCCUUCCUCGAUCCGCUGCUGCUGCUGCCAGCCUGCCACUGUGGGGGCGGCCAUUUGUGCGUGCUCGUGCGGCGAGAGCCCGGCGAUGCGGAGAGGAGGAGGCCAGCUUCUUCCUCGCGGCGGCCACGGCGAGGCGCGUUGAGAUCGAGGAAAAGGAUCGCAGUGACGGCCUGACGGGGACAAUUUUUCUUCAAUAACUAGCCACGCUGCAAGAUUGGACAGUCAAUGAGAGCUUUCUUUUAGGAAAAGGAUCGCAGUGACGAGGACAGUUUUUCUUCAAUAACUAGCCACGCUGCAAGAUUGAACAGUCAAUGAGAGCAGUGUGCUCUCAACUUUCAACAGGUGUGGUAUUAGACCAUACAUUCAACAAGACCCGCCUAACUUCCAUGAGAGCCCAGCUUUGCUUUGCUCGUAUUUUCUCCCCAAAGUCAUCAACUUUGAUGCUCACCAUUCAUUCAAUCUAGUUAUUAUCUGCUGGGUACUCUCUGGUCGCACCUGCGUGGCUUCGAUUUACUUGCGACUAAUUCAACUCAGAUUCUCUGAAGAUCAGGGAGGCUAAUCUCGCAGCUGAAGAUGGGAGAGAUAGUCAGUUAUGCGGUCGUUCAUGAGACAGUGAACAAAAUCAUAUCUGGGUUGGUUGACAAGUAUGAGCGAAAAUCAAGUGCGGAGGAGCAGAUGGAGAGGCUGGAGAUGGCGCAAAUCAAGUUGGAGAUUGCUCUUGAGACAUCCAAUAAGUGGCAGAUCACUAGUGGGCCGUUAUUACGGUGGCAGAAGAAGCUAAAGCGUGCUGCUGAAGAGUGUGAUGACACAUUACGCAAGUGUAGGCAGCGUGUCGAGGAAGAAGAGGAGGUGGAACAGCAAGUAAGGAAUUCAUCCUUUCCUAAGCGAAUUGCCCAUGCCACCAAGUCAAUGAUAUCAUCCAUCUUUCACGGCAAUAUCGACGAGCCAACUGUAUCUUCUGUUCGAAGAUUCGAGUGGUUUGCAGAAGGAGCUAAUGACUUUCUGAGGUCUGUGGAGUUUGGAGGGACACCACAUCGUUACUCAUUCUUCGACCCCCUUAUUGGGCACCUUCUUGCAGGUGAAACUCUAGAGUACAAAUCGGUGCAGGGAAACAAGCAGCAUUUGUUUUGGAUACGGCCCAACAACAUUUCAGAGCGAAGAGUAGAAGCUAAGUUGAUAUUUAUUUACAAUGAUUGCAGUGCACCUGAGGAUAACUUUUUUCUUGGUAUGAUGCUGCAGCUUUCAGAGAGUACAAACAUAGUUGGCACUACAAUUAGGUGCUUGCAGUUGUUUAGCCCUUAUUUCAGUUCUUCUACAACUGAAGCUGUUAGGAAAGAACUUACUCAGCUACCUACACAAGACUUCUCCUGGGUGCCACGUUCUCGUUCAGUUCAUUGGGACAGCAUUCACAGAGUAGCUACUGAGUGGUUCCGCCCAAACCCACUGUGUUGCAAGCAUGGUCAUAAGGUAUGUAGUAGUGGCUACAUGGACAAGAUAGAAUUUUGUGAUGUUUCUCUAGAACCAGUCAUUGAAGUGUAUUUGGAGAGCCAAAUCUUCCAAUAUAGUUGCAACAAACAGAGGGCAGAUGUACAAGGAAAAAUAUGUUCUCCCAGAAGACCAUCAUAUCUGAAACUUGGAGUAUUCCUUUUGCCUCAUGUUUCUUCAACCGACCUUCUGCCUGCCACUGAGAGUUUUGCAGUAGAGGUGAUCAAUGGUGAGGAGCAGCUUUACUGUCACAAAAAUGUUACACUGGAAAAGCUUAACAGGAUAAUGCUACCAAAAGCAAUAGAUAGCUUCAAUCAGAAUGCAGAAGUGACAGCGCAUCAGUUGCUGUGGAAGUCAAAGCAUGAAGCUGCAUUCUUUCAUGUGUGGAACACAAGAAUGAAUAUGUCAAGCAUAUUGAGUACUGCUAGGAAAUCAACGUUGUUGCAACAACAUGAUCACCUUGAACUGGAGAGCCGAGCAGAUGUGAUCUCUGAGUUUCUCAAGCUGUGGGUUGAUCGUGCUCCUGUCAUGAUGCAGUUCGCAGCUGUGGACUGGAUUCAGGCCCUACUUGGGGAAGCUGGAGAUUCUAAAAAGUUGCUGAUGAGCAUGUAGCUGUUGGGAAUCUGGAGGAAGUUGGUGAAACCUAGCUUCUGGUUACUAGGUUCAUAAAAUCUAGAUUUGGUGGCUACUUAAUUUCUUAACCUGGAGGAAGAAUAUAAGCUGUUUAGGCGAGCUGGAGAUUUGCUAGUGUUGCUAUAAGCUCAUUCAAACAAGGCCUUGAAGGGAAAUACAGUUGCCACCAAGAUUAUGGAAUAGAGAUUGAUCAUGGUAACAAGGGGAAAUGAAAGUAAUGGAUAGGAAAUAUUCUACUCCCUCCGGCCUGCUUUGCUGCUUGUUCGCAUAACCUUUGGAAGGCCCGCAACCACAGUACCUUCAAUUCUUCUCAGCAAAGCACCUCCGCAACGUUGAAUCUGAUCAAGGAAAAUCUGCAAUUAUGGGAGCACCGCCUCAAGCCUUGCCUUCGAGCACACAUUACUGCUUGGGUGGUCAAAUUUGAUUAACCACCCUCUUUUCUCCACUUUUGUAUUUUUGUAUUAUUUUUGUAUUUUUUGUAUUUUCUCUUCCUGCUUUACAUCUUGUAUUUUCUCCUGUUUUCCUUUUUUCUUCUUUCUCCUUUUUAUCCUUCUUCUCCCCCUGUAAUGCUCCUGUUGUUCUCUUAUUUGGCUUUACCAGAUCUCAUCUGGUUUGACCACCAUUAAUACAAUGGUUACAAGGUAGAGUCUCUCUACCUUUUGUGUAAAAAAAAGUGGAUGUGUAAUCAAUAUUUUUUUAUGUGAAAUUUGCACGUA